Molecule: messenger RNA, 3302 nt
Organism: Oryctolagus cuniculus (rabbit)
Lineage: Eukaryota; Metazoa; Chordata; Mammalia; Lagomorpha; Leporidae
Source: RefSeq, a predicted model, not a curated record
GCUUAGAUUCGGACCUGAGUGGACGACUGCAUGGCCAGCAUCUGGCCCGGGAGCUGGUCCUGCGCACGGUGAAGGGCUACCUGGAAGUGCCCCGGCCCGACAAGGCCCUGGCGCUGUCCUUCCACGGCUGGUCGGGCACUGGCAAGAACUUCGUGGCCCGGAUGCUGGCUGAGAACCUGUAUCGAGACGGGCAGAGGAGCGCCUGUGUCAGGAUGCUCAUCGCCACGAUCCACUUCCCGCACCCCAAGUACGUGGACCUGUACAAGGAGCAGCUGAUGGCCCAGAUCCGGGAGACUCAGCAGCGCUGCCGCCAGACCCUGUUCAUCUUCGACGAGGCCGAGAAGCUGCACCCCGAGCUGCUGGAGCUCCUGGGGCCGCACCUGGAGCGCCGCGCGCCCGGGGACGCCCGCGCCGGGCCACCGAGGAGCAUAUUCGUUUUUCUCAGUAACCUUGGGGGCAAUGUCAUCAACGAGCUGGUCCUGGAGUGGCUGCAGGCUGGCAGGGCCCGGGAGGAAAUCACCGCGGAGCAGCUGGAGCCCCAGCUCCGGGCCGAGGUCGCGGCGUCCACGGACAGCGGCUUCGGCGCCAGCCGCCUGGUGAAGGAAAACCUGAUCGACGCCUUCGUCCCCUUCCUGCCCCUGGAGUUCGGCCACGUGCGGCUGUGCGCACGGGACGCUUUCCUGAGCCAAGGGCUCGCGUACACAGAGGAGGCCCUGGACAGCAUCGCCCGGCUCAUGGUCUACGUCCCCAAGGAGGGGCAGCGCUUCUCAGCCCAGGGCUGCAAGUCUGUUUCCCAGAGAAUUCACUACUUCCUGCCGUGAGCACUCAGACCAAGACUGGGCCAAGGGAGCGCGCUACGGGAGGGGCACCGUGGCUCCCAGCCGCCGCUCUCGUGGGAACGACACCAGGUGCCUUAGCAACUCCCACUCCACAAGGUGCGCCAGUGAGAGGCGCCUGCUGCCAGGACUCUGCACGGGCCUCCCUGGGCUCGCAGCUCCUGUGUGCAGACCUCAGCGGGUGGGGUGGGGGGCGCGGUGGGCGUCAGGUGCCAAAGCAGAGACUGCCGCUCUGUGGCCGAGGGGGCGGACAGCCUGUGUGUGUUUGUAAAGCAUGGGGGUGGUGGCUUGUACGACAAACACAACAAUGCAAGAAGGAGCCUUGCCUUGGCCAAGAUUAAAAUGUGGCUUUCUACCACCUCGGCCAGCCUUCUGCCUGAGAGCCAGGCUCGGGGACUCCUGCGGGCCGUGGCGGAGAUGGGCUGCCAUUGCACAGUGCUACCUCUCAGCACCCAGGUUAAAAACAAACACAGGAUGGAGGAGGGCGUGGCAGCAUGCGGAAGACAGUGACAGGCACAGCCCAGGUCUUUCCUCUGUCUCUUCCCAAAGCUCUCGUCUUGAGCCCCCGGGAAAUGGAACCCCUCUGUCCCUCCAACCCCGGCACACACAUUGUUGCACUCCAUUACUCAAGUGCUGCCCUAGGGUUAGGGAGUACCGAGCACAGCCAUCGCGGGUCCUCCAUACAAAUGGCCAGUAAAUAAAGCAGCCCAGUUUCACACCACUCAUGCGGCCCAGGUGGGCAUGGCUGCCACUCACCAUCCUUUAGUCCGUCCACUCAGCGCGUCUGGAGACGGUAUGCAGGCCACCUGAUCCUAGCACGUGCCCCCACCCCCCCCAUGGUGUGCUGUCCACCUGCAAGCCGCAGGCACACCACAGCACUUGCGGGCCAGUUCCCUGGAGCCAGGCUGCCUGGGCAGGAGUCGCCUCGGUCACCUUCCACCCGGAGCUAACCUCACUUUCAUCCUCGUUUCCACUUGAGCCCAGCUGUACCUACCAGUGCUCAGAACACAGAGCUGCAGACAUAAAAAGGAAGUUGGUUCCUGUCCACACUGGAGGAGUUUCCACCCUACACCAGGUGGGCGGUGGCGCAGCGCAGUAAGGUACCAACCUAACACAACUGCAGCUGAACGCCAGGCCCCAGCUCCCGUGUCUGACCCCAGUCCUGGGCGUGGACAGCAGUACAAGGAGAGCGUGGAGUGGGAAGGUCACAGGGGGUAGUCUCCUCGAAGACUCUGAGCUGACAGCAGCGGGCUGCAGGCGGCGGACGGGCCGGGUGUGCACCUGUGUGUGACCUGCUCCUUCCUAAUGAAGGUUAUGCAUAAAGCACCCACUUUUAAAAAAAUAUCGAGGAAACAGCAUGUGCCCUCGAGAGGGCCCGCGCGUUCUCUGUUAGCGCUACAUUUACUCAGAACCUGUUUGGAACUCACUGGGCAUUGCACGCACAGGCCUCUCACAUGCACACCUGUGAAACCAGAAAACAGUGAAUAAAACCAACAGCAGCAGUGGGGGAAGUGCCUACAUAUGGAUAACCACGUUGCAUGUAAGUGGAUUAAGCUCUGCAAUUAAAAGACGGAAUGACUGAAUGUGUUCAAAAAUAAGACCCAUAGGGCUGGCACUGUGGUGCACUGGGUUAAAACGCUGCCUGCAGUGCCAGCACCCCAUAAGGGCACUGGUUCGAGUCCCGGCUGCUCCUCUUCCAGUCCAGCUCUCUGCUGUGGCCUGGGAAAGCAGCAGAAGAUGACCCAAGUGCUUGGGCCCCUGCAUCCACAUGGGAGACCCAGAAGAAGCUCCUGGCUUCAGAUCAGCUCAGCUCUAACCGUUACGGUCAUUUGGGGAGUGAACCAGUGGAUGGAAGACCUCUCUCUCUCAAAUCUUAAAAAAACAAGACCCACUUUGGAUAUGCCACCUACAAGGCGAGGGCACACAGGACUGAAGGUGAGGGGAUGGAAAGUGAUGCCCAUGCAAACGGAAGCCAGCAGAGCAUAAACCCGCUUGGGAGACCGGGAGGAAGCGCCUGGCUCCUGGCUUUGGAUCUGCACAGUGCAUCAGCUGAAGCGGCCAUUUAGGGGGUGAACCAAUGGAAAAGGAAGACCUUUCUCUCUGUCUCUAACUCUGCCUGUCAAAAACAAACAAACAAACAAACAAACAAAAACCAAAAAAACCCAAAAAAAACCGGCUCUUGCAUCCCAUAUGGGCGCUGGUUCAUGUCCCAGCUGCUCCUCUUCCAAUCCAGCUCUCUGCGAGGCCCAGGAAAGCAGUGGAAGAUGGCUCAAGUCCUUGGGCCCCUGUACCCACAUGGGAGACCUGGAAGAAGCUCCCAGCUCUGGCUAUUGUGGCCCAUUUAGGAGGGUGGAGCAGUGAAUGGAAGACCUUUCUCUAUGUCUCUCCCUCUCUAACUCUGCCUUUCAAAUUAAACAAAAAGGACUGAUAUUUUAAAUAAAAACAUAAAAUAAGAACUUAAAAAUA